Molecule: messenger RNA, 1509 nt
Organism: Trichoderma harzianum CBS 226.95
Lineage: Eukaryota; Fungi; Ascomycota; Sordariomycetes; Hypocreales; Hypocreaceae
Exons: 3
Coding region: 376-1365 (329 amino acids)
Molecular function (GO): catalytic activity
Source: RefSeq, a predicted model, not a curated record
GUGCCAUACACUCGGUUGAUUCCGGCGAUACGGCGUCGACCUAUCGCAUCCUGGAGCCCUAUCACGCCGGCGUACAGGUUCCGGUGUGUUUGUACCACCCUCGGAAUCCAUCGAUUCUCGUAGGCUGGAAUGAGGGGUUUGGCGGGGUUAUCUUGUGAUGACCUCAGUGAAGCCAAUUCGUAUACCUACUUGCCUGAUCAUGGCAUAUAUGGGAUUUUAAUAUUCACUCAAACGUCAAACUGAAGCCCAUACUUUGUCAGAGAUCAAAAGUCACCAUAUUUAGCUACCGUAAUCGGCAAUUAGAAACGCCAAAAAAGUCAUUUCGUAUCAAUAAUCAGCUGCUAUUAACGCCCAAAGAAGCAAAGCCAUUUCAGCAUGUCUGACCGCGUUGUUCGCGUCGCCGUUACUCAGGCUGAGCCUGUUUGGCUUAACCUCCAGGCGACUAUAGAAAAAACGUGCAGGCUUAUAGCAGAGGCAGCAUCGAAUAAUGCUCAGCUUAUCGCCUUCCCCGAGACUUGGGUUCCAGGCUACCCUUGUUGGAUUUGGAGUCGGCCGGUUGACUUUGACCUCAACGUUGCUUACAUCAAAAAUUCCCUCCGCUUGGACUCACCAGAAAUGGAAAUGGUCCAGGCGUGCGCUCGUGAACAUGGGAUUGCCGUCUCGUUGGGUUUCUCGGAGAAUAGCAACAACUCACUCUACAUCGCCAAUGUUCUCAUUGGACCUGAUGGCGAGAUCAAAGUCCAUCGACGAAAGAUGAAGCCAACGCACAUGGAACGCACCGUGUUUGGAGACGCCUCUGGCCAUUGCUUGCAGAGCGUGGGAGAGCUCCCGUUUGGUCGCGUUGGCUCAUUGGCGUGCUGGGAACAUAUUCAGCCACUACUCAAAUAUAAUACCAUUGCACAGAACGAGGAGAUUCACGUUGCUAUCUGGCCUCCUCUGAAUUCAGAAGUCGGAGAUCCUAUCCCGUGGUCUAUGACCGCGGAAGGCUGUAAAACGCUCUCCCGCACCUACGCCAUUGAAUCCGGAACAUUCGUGCUACACUGCACCACAGUCAUUACAGGAGACGGAGUCAAGACCUUGGGAACAACUGGAGGGGCGCUCAUGUCGAGCCCGGGGGGAGGUCAUUCGACCGUCUUUGGUCCAGACGGUCGACGCAUAACAGACCUCAUCGAGGAAGACACAGAGGGUAUCAUUUAUGCAAACUUGAACAUGGAUGAACUGCUAGUGAACAAGAUGUUUGCCGAUUGCACGGGACAUUAUAGCCGCCCUGAUCUUCUCUGGUUGGGAGUGGCGCAGGAGAUUAAGCCUGUGGUUAGACCGCAGCGGGUGGAAACUGCUCAAGAAACGAAUGAGCAAAUCGAGUAGCGAAUUAUUUACCAACGACUAUAAUGCUUCAUUGACAUGUGAUAAUGGCCGUCAGAAGCAUUAAGAUCUACUGCUGCCGACGAUUCGAACUAGUCUCAUAUGUACUAUUGUUCAAAAGCAAGAUAACCCUAUCCUUAGUAUGCC